Phytophthora nicotianae INRA-310 is the source of this 9744-nucleotide messenger RNA. RefSeq lists its product as hypothetical. Gene Ontology annotation, biological process: protein retention in Golgi apparatus; protein targeting to vacuole. Gene Ontology annotation, molecular function: protein binding. The record is from RefSeq and is a predicted model, not a curated record. The coding region runs from base 1 to 9744 and encodes 3247 amino acids. NCBI's taxonomy places the organism in Eukaryota, Oomycota, Peronosporomycetes, Peronosporales, Peronosporaceae. Gene Ontology annotation, cellular component: extrinsic component of membrane. The transcript is spliced from 2 exons.
AUGGCCAAGGCCAUCAUCUCCUCUAUUCUCGAGGCUCAGCUAGGCAAGUAUGUGGACGGAUUACGUAGCGACUCGCUGGUCGUGGGUCUAUGGAGUGGCGAGCUAGAGCUGCGUGACUUGGCCCUCAAGCCCCACGCGCUGGCCGAGGUGCAAUUGCCCGUGGCCAUAACCAGCGGCACCGUGGCCCGCGUAUUAGUGCGCGUACCAUGGAAUCAGCUUGGCAGCGCCAGUGUAACUAUCGCUCUGGAGGGCGUAUCGGCCCUCGUGGUGCCCAAUACAGAGCGGCCCGGCCCGGCCGAGCUGCUACAGGCCAAGAAGAACCAGCUGGAGAGACGCGAGCUGCUACGACAACACCGCCGCUUCGCUGCACGUGUGGCUCCUGGCCAGGAACAGGAGAAGCAACAGGAGAAGAAAAAUGCAGAGGACGAAGGCACAUUCGUGUCGAGACUCACGGCCCGCAUUGUGGCCAACCUCCAGGUAACUCUACACGACGUGCACUUAAGGUACGAGGACGCAGUGGCCAACCCAGACGCUCCUUUUGCAUGCGGCCUGAUGCUCGAGAGAUUCCGGUUCUUCACGACAGAUGAAGAAGGUAAAGAGGCUUUUGUCGACCAGGCCACAGUGCACCAGGCCUUCACGUACAAGAAGGCCGAGCUCACGCAGUUCGGAAUGUACUGGGACCGACUGGAUGUGAACGACAAAGGUGCGAGACUAGAGACUAGAGACAAUAUUCCAACAGUCAUGAGGGAUAUGGUGCAGGCCCUGGGUGAACAACAAGGCGGCCAGAGUUCUAGGAGGUGGAUACUGAAGCCAUGCUCCUUGGCCGUGCAGCUCACGAAGAACGAGAGCGCCGACUACUCGGCCGUGGCCAAAUACACAGUAGAAGCGGAAGUAGGUGCGCUACAAGGAAGCUUGACGCGCGAACAAUACGAAGACGUCUUGUUUCUACAGCGAGCAUUCUUGGGUCGACGGGCCGUGGAAGCUCAUUUCGCGCUGGCCAGAGGCCGGCCACUUCAUUCAGCUGCAGCACGUCCUCGUGAGUGGUGGGACUAUGCCACGCGCCUCGUUCUCGAGCAACGUAGAGCAAAACUUCGACGCCAAACGGCCCAUGACAAGAGUAAAGACAACGACCAGACUCCUCGACGCCCCCACCAGCGUAAAAUACGCUGGUCUUCCGUACAUAAGGCCCUACUGGAACAACAAUUAUACAUCGAAGCUUACCGUACAGAACUACGCAAUGGCACCCCGUUGGAGGCUUCAACUCGAGAGGGCAGGUUGAAGCAGAAAUACGAAGAAAUCUACCCGUUAGACGUCGUUCUACUGCUUCGUGACGUUGCGGAAGAUGCCGAGGAGCGAGCACAACAAGAGGCCAAGGCUAAUGCCAAAGCACAAGCCAAGGGCCAGGCCGGAGGUUCUUGGUAUUCGUACUUCUUUGGCGGAACGGAUGCUGACACAUCAAGUGAAGAAGACGACGUGCUAUCAGCUGAAGGACGAGAAAACUUGCGUGAAGCGUACGAUGACGCAGUGGUGAAGGACAGUAGCGAAGUUCCUAUGGGCUGCAACCUCAUGUCGAUCCAGAUCCAACUGACCAAUGGAUCUAUGGCCCUUUACCAGUCCAACGCACAUGAUACCCCGUUUGUCACUGGGAUGCUGCAUGGCUCGUUGUCUGUGAACGUUCAGCCAGAGAACGAGUGGGACGCGAACUUUUGUGUGCAGCAUUUCGACAUCUUGAACGGCCUGGCGCGGGAUUCUCGGUUCCACUCGUUCUGCAGUCCCUCAGCCGCUUUAAUGGCCGAUCCAAGCGCGUCUUGUGUCAGAAUCGACGCCAGUCGACGAGCUGUGGUGCAGACUCAAGCACAGGGCGACGACGUGGAAGCCACGCUCAAAGUUCGUGUACGUUCGGAGCCUAUUCGAGUGCUGGUGGACCCGUCUUUUGUCAUGUUCUUGCAUACGUUCUUCGUCAGUUUGUUACCUGAGAAACAACUCGAAAGGGUCUGGCAGUUCGCCACGUCUUCUGUGGCCGAUUGGAUGUUUGCGGACGAUCCAAAGCUCGUGGAAUCUUCAGAGAUGAACGCUGAAAAGGAGGCCCAAGAAUCGGAACUUAUCCGGUCACUAGAGAGCGCAGCGGGCCGUGUAGCGUACGAUGUGCUGGUGGAUAUGGAUGCUCCUGUACUGAUCUUACCUGAGAACGUGGCCGAGUCCACGGGUGCUGUUUUAGUUGUGGAUCUCGGCAAGUUGAGCGUCCGUAACGACGAGAAGGUGACGGCUUUUAACACGCCGUUUAAUGCGCCGCUGGAGAGUACAGGAGACCCACGUCGUCUACACUGGAGACUGGAGGUGACCCAGAUCCACGUCUCUCUUGGUCGCCAGGAACAAUUAGUGAACUGGACGGAUGAAGAACUUCGGGGCUUUACGAAGAUUGUGAAGGAGUUAUCUAUGGACUUCUCGUUGCAUACCCAAGCCUCGUCUUCACGUCUCAAGCUCCCGUCGCGGAAAAAGACUUCGGUUAAGUUAUUGCCCCAAGUCGGCAUCUACGCUGAUAUCCCUAGUAUUGUGGUGUCGUUGGCCGAAGAGCAGCUCGUGGCGUUGGGCCAGAUCCACUCUUCGAUAGUCGGACAAGCUGCUGCGAUUGCUCGAGCCAAGAAGGAGCGUCUAUCGUACUUUGAAGACCAAGAACAGGACAGUGGAGAGGAGAGUGCGAACGACUCUGGAAGUGACGAGAGUGUCGGUAACAAGCCUGCAGCAGUGGAGAAGUUCCUGUUGGAGAUGCAGUUGUCGCUUGGAUGCGUGGAGUUGAACGUGCGCGAGUCAGCAGUAAAAGACGCUUUCGUUCUACGUGCGUCGCAUACUUCAUUCGCUGUUGAAGCGUACUCUAGCUACCAAGUGUUCCAUGCUCGACUGAAGGCGCUAGUGAUGGAGGACAAACUAUAUUCUGCCGAUUCUCGCUUCUUUAAGCUCAUUUCCACUGGCGAAAGUGAAGGCGAGACCCCGCACUUGAUCGCUAUCGACGUUGUCAAUUCUUCGGCAUCGCAACUGGAAGCGGAUGUGCACUUUAAUGUGCUGCAUGUGCAGUGGAAUCCGUCGUCUGUGGCUCUGUUCUAUCGCAUUAUUUCCGCCUAUGCGUCGGCCAUUCAGUCGUGUGACUUCCCGUCUGAAGAUGCUACGCCAUCUUCUAAGCAAAGGCUACCAGGGAAUACAGUUCAAGCAUCGAAAGAGAAGGAGAGAGUGGCUGACUUAUCCACUCUGCGCUCACGAGGCCAACCUGUUGUUGUGGUACGAGCGUCGUUGGUUCAGUUCAGUCUGACGUUCAAUAAAGACCAACUGGAUCGACAACUGGCACGGUUAGAGAUGACGAACGCCGCUAUCAACUACACAAGCUACGACGUGGAAGGACAGAGCAACGAAGACGCGUUCGAAGUUACUGGGCACGUGGGAAACUUUGUGGGAACGGACCUGAGUACUUCCAAACAUCCACUAUACUCGACGCUACUUGGCUUGGAUGAAGACGAAGCGCGUCGACGUAGCACUUCUGGAGAGAAGUUAAAGGCGCUAUUGAGCUUUGAGUUCGCGAGUGACCCCAUGACGAGUGACAAGAGUUCUCUACACUUGGCGUUCCAACCGAUCCGAGGCGUUUACUAUCACCAGCAGAUCUUGGAGCUCGUGGACUUUGUGCUUGAAGGCGUCCUUGGAGCGAUGGUGAGUCAGACGCUGAUGAACGCCACGCAGUUGCUACUAAGAGAAGACGAGGCCAGUGUCGUACUGGCCUUGAGUGUCGAGAAGCCCACGUUGAUUCUCCCGUUAAGCUUGGAAGAUUCCCCUCACGCCAAGGUCACGGCAGAUGUGCUACGUUUAGAGCACUUCCCAGCCAGUGCAGUGCACUAUGAAGGACGGACAGGAACGAGAACCAAGCGCGUUGUACACGACGAAGUGCUGCCUCGUGCUAUGAUAAGGUCUGAUGCUGGUAUCUCGUUGCGUGUGGACUGUAAGGACCUGUAUCUUGAACAGGUGCGUAUUUACUGCACUACGAAUGCGAAGAAAGCCGACGGACCGAAGUAUGAAGAGUUACUGCCCAAGUCUGCGGAUCUGAAGAUUAGUAUCGAAGAUCUCGUGUCGUCUACUAUCUCGCUGGACGAAGACACUGAGGGCAGACCAAUAUUCCUUCCUAGAAUCACGGUCAACUCGGUGUUACCUCCUUUAGAGGCACAUAUAUCUCGCACGAGUUAUCUCGGUAUAGUCGCGCUUAUUCUAGAGAAUUUCGGCGCCGAAGAACUGCAGAAUAUCCCGACUACAAGUGGAGAUACCAGUGGGUCGAGACUAAGUAGGAGGCGAAGUAGUGCGGAGAUCGGAAACUUACCGUCGCUACGCCCUACUGUCACGUACACGUAUCUCCAACCUGACGCAGUAGAAACGACAGUUGAAGUGCGAUUCGUGAUGGAAAACGUCCGCAUUCUACUGUUUCAAGACGGACAAGGCGAUAUACUGGCCAAAGACUCGUCCGCUGAUGCGAUCGUGCAGCGUACACUGUCGGGUAGUGGCCAGACUUCACGCACUGACGCGUUUGCGGAGGUUGUAGCUACAGAUUUCUCACUGGUUUUCGACGACGAGUAUGACAAGAACCCUCGCUUGGCAGUCCGUCUGGGCGCAUUCAGUGCACGGGAUCUGGUGGGGAAAUACAAGGCUAACGGUGGCGAUAACGGUACAUUGCUGACAUCUCCACAGCCGUUGGAGAUCCUCUACACUUGGGAUGAUGCUGCGUUAACCGGAGAUUUAGACUUGGCCUUCUCCGAAGUCACAGGUACAGUUAUCGCCGAACCGCUACUCACUCUUGUUGGCUUCUUUGCACUGCCGUCGAGUUCGGGGACGAAAGUCAGGAGUAAGAGUGAAGCACUGCUGUCUCCUGUUCGAGUCCCUCCCUCCCCGUCUAUAUUGACGCGACGUGAGAGUAUUUCGGAUAUUUUACGUGACGGCAAGGAGCCAGACUUGACGAUCACAGUGCGUGCUACUGCGAAACAGGUAGGACUAGCGCUACCACGUGACGCGUAUGACUCUGAGAGUCCACGCGUGGCGUUCGCCGGGGAUUUCACACUCGAGUUCAAGUGGCAACCGCAUCCUAACUCGACGAACAAGUCGGAGAAUGAUUUGGAUAUUCAGAGCAGUAUCAUUGUAGACGCACGGAAUAUGGAGAUCGUUCUAGAGAACGCGAGACGUCCUGGUUGUUGUGUGGCGUCUCCGUCUUCCGGUCAAUGGGACGCCAUCGAUGUAGCCCCGUUGAUUCAGCUGCUGGAGCCCUGUUCUUUACACGUUGAAGUGAGUGAUUUAUUCCCCCAUGCUGGUCAACGUCAGCAGAUUGUGGCGCUGAACUUCACUCCGAUCGAAGUGUUUGUAUCCUAUGACGACGCGUGCAUGGCGAUGGAUACAAUGGAGACGCUUAACCAAGCGAUUGAGCAGCAUGAAGAGCAUCGCAUUGAAGUUCGACGUUCGUCUCGUGGAGAUAAUUCAGCUUUCCAUUCGUUAUCGAGGGCACGUACGUCAUCGGUGAGAACUGCUAUUAUGGAAGAUACAGAAGUGGAGAUCCACCGGUAUUUUACCUGCGAAUUACCGUCAGUGAGUUUGACUCUUAUCAACGACUGCGACGGAUGUGAUAUGGGGCUGGUACAGCUCCAGAUUGAGCGCUGUCAUCUCUUCCUGAACGUCACGUACACUGCACAAUUGGAGCUGGAAGACGCCGUGUUCUUCGCUGAGUCGGACAUGUCCUCGUCUACAGUCUCUGGGGGAGGGAACCUGGUGGUUCUAAUGUCGUACUAUAACCCAGAUACGCGCGACUGGCAUCCGAUGUGUACGGAGUGGGGACUCGAUGCGUCGGUACAAGGAUCUAUCUCAAGCGAGAGCGAGCUGCACGUUAUCCUCACGGCUUCCCAAGCUCUAGACCUCACUGUAACCCACGGAUUACUAGAGGUUGUGGCGUCUGUAGGAGGAGCCUGGAAGCGGCGAGCAGCUUCAUCAGAACACGUAGAAGACAAAGAGGAAGAGACGAAGAUGGCACCGUGUGUGAUACGCAAUGAGACUGGACUACCGCUGAGUUUCUGGCUGAGUAAUGGCUCGUUCACGACUGAACCUCAAGUUGUGGCCACUGGGAACCUCGCAGACGUCCGCUAUCUGCAUGCUCCAGGUCGAGGACGCGGCGUGGUGCGACGCUAUGCGUCUGGAGAUCGACAAGCUGCGAAUCUCCGCCUCUGUCUACAGUUGAAGAACGAGAGCGAUGGUGCGAGAUUCCAAGCUGUUGAAGGCCUUAUCUUCGAGCAAUUAGGUGCUCGUACGUUCCCAUUGAUUGACACACACGGAGCCAAGACGAACUUCACGUUAAGCCUGUCCGCUCAACUGGUAGAAGGACGGAUCUUGUUGGUUGUAUCGUCGCCUAUCAAGCUGGUGAACAGAUUGGCGUCCGGCCGUCCUGUGGCGCUUCUGGUCAACGAUCCGACCUGGCAAACACCAGUAGAGAUUGGCGUCUUACGGACGAACCAGGAGUCUGCCGUGCCAGUGUUGCUGUCUCUAGCGUCCGAGCUGCGUGUCCGACCGGUGGGGAAUGGCGCGACGUACUCAUGGAGUGCUCCAAUCCCCGUCCAGACGCGAUCGGCUGUAGAACUCAAGGUAGAAGCCGCCGUGUCGUCCACUUCAGCGUCACGUGAGAGCGUCUCCAGCCACGGAGACGGUCGCAACGCCGUGUACUGCGUCUCAAUGUCUAGUGACAGGGAGAUGCGCGCUGUGUCAUUCGCUGAGCCCUUGGUGCUCGUCAACAAACUCCCCGUGCCUUUAACGUUCCGUGUACGUUCAGCCUACAGCUCAUACGGUUCAGGAACGAGUGACAGUCCGUCCAAACCCGAGACGGUCGCUGUAGGAGCCAAGACGAGUAUCUGGUGGACAGACGUUGCGCAGCGUCCGCUAUUCCAACUGGUUGUAGAGGGCUGUACGUCUCCGUCCAAGUGGCUGGAGCUCGCACCUCGAGGCACAGCGAAUGGUGCCGCCUUAUCGGUACAACUCUCUCGUGUCGAUGACGGACGCCCCUUUCGACUUCUUCUUCGGGUUAUUGGCGGUACGGAGCAUACGGCACGCUCUGUACGCGUCGAGAUACUGGCAGACGUCUGGGUUAUCAACCGUUCGGGCUUAGAGCUGGUGUACGGGACUGCAGCCGAUAGUGAAGCGUAUAUCCCGCCUCGUGCGGCUCGUGCUCAAGUGGGGAACGCCCAGAUCAGUGCCUACUCGAGCGAUAACAGCGGGAAAGUCCCCGUGAUUCGCAUUGGCGUACGUGGAUGCAACUGGUCGCCGCGCUUUGAAGCGGAUCCACGGAGACUGAGCUGGCAGGACGAAUGUAUCACUCUCCGCGCGGCUGGGAGUAAUACGGGCGUGUUGUAUGAGUUAGGAGUGUCUGCAGACUACGCGACGCGACAUUUCGGCUCGGUUACGACGCUGAUUAGCGUCAUCCCGCGCUAUCUGGUGCUGAACCGCUCGUCGCAUACGUUGUUACUGCUUGAAGCCUCGAAGAAUCGACUGGAAGACUCGAGUGAUGCCAACGUGGCGCAUCAUGUGCUGGCAUCAGGAGAUAUGUACGCGCUGUACUGGGUAGGGGGAGCUCGAGCUCCGUUACGUGCGUCUGUGUUACCGGCCGACGGCUCUGGCUAUGACUGGAGUGCUGCCUUUGCCGUGGAUAGAGUGGGCACAUCGGACUUGUUAGUCCCGCCAAGAUCUAGUGGACGCGGUGUGCAGUUAGAAGUGGAAGUGAAGCGAGGAAGCUUCGCACAGGCGACGUUUGUAGUGGUGGUGAGCGACGGAAGCGCUGGGUCUCCGACGUCGACGUCGUCUAGACUGUCAACUGCUGGCUCUAGCGUCUCACAGGACGUCACUGCAGGCUGGCAGACGUUUAGUCUUCACGCUCAAGUAGCAGGAGUGAUCGUCACUGUUACAGACAAGAAACAAGGAGAUGAAUCCGGUUUGUUUGCUGGCUCGGAAGAGGAAAGUGAACCCGUAGCACGUGCGACGUUAACUCGCAUCGGGUUGGAGGCGUCUUGGUCGCCGCAAGCCACGGCCGCGAAGCUGAAUCUGAUGGGACUCAAGGUGGAAGAUCUGCUGCCACGGAGUAAGAACCGCGUCGUGUUGAGGCCGAUCCUACAGACAGACGGCGUUGGCUCCAGCAUGGACAAGCAUUUCCUGGAACUGACGUAUCUGGAGCGUCCACACGCCAAGUACACGUGGGUAGAACGUUUGCAUUUGGACGUACAGAACGCGAAAGUGUCGACGUCCAUGAGCUUUGUGGAUCGACUGAUUAAACUCCAGAAAGAGACGAUCGCGCACUUCCAGCACAAGUCGCUGAACUCAGCGUUCUCCACUGACGACGAGGACAUGGAAGGAGACUUGCUGGCCUAUUUUGUGCCUCAGAACGGAGAAGAAGGCACGGAUAUGGCAGCUAUGACCGGGAGGAAGUUGUACAUCGCGUCGGGGGAGAUCUCACCUGUCCGUGUCGUCGUGAGCUUCACGCGGGACAAGAGCGACGCUGGUAACGCAGGCUUUUGGCUGUCGAAUCUCAAGUUGAAGAUCGAGAACGCCUGCGUCACGUUAGAAGGGUAUAAACUCUCGCACGCGCUGGCUACGCAGGAGUCUCUGGGUGCUGCGAUCGUGAGGUUUUACGAGCAAUCUGUCAAGUCUCAGGCACUUAAUCUAAUCGAUUCUAUCGAGGUGACGUCGCUGGUGACGAGUAUGGUGACAGGAGGUGUCACGUCGUUAGUAUCCACGCUUAGAGGCAAAGCAGACCCGGCUGCAGCCGCCGGUGCCAUGGCGCCUGGACUACUGACGUCUAGUGUCGAUGGGGACAGUUCACUGGGCGCUCCGUUCCGCUACGAGCACAUGUCGAAUGGAGAUAUCGUUCGGAAACACUCCAAAGCGUUGGGAGAAUGCCACAAUAGUGCAGAGUUCUUAAGACAAGUACGACAUUUAGUGUACGACUGGGACGCCAACCAUACAGGCCUGGAGGCACGUGGCUGUGUGGUGCUCGCUCUGAUCAACAACUCUCGCCACUCGUUAGUAGUCAACACUCAGCUGAACGAUGGCGCGUCGCUGAAAGUUCUCCCGCUUGGACGACGACACCUGGCCAGUGUGUUGGAGACAGGAGCUGCGUCAAACGGAGAGACGAACUGGAGACCAGACCGUGCGCUUGUGGUGUUCGCAUACGGCUACACACCGACGCUUCUGACGUCGGGGGACGUGUACUUCACAGUGCAGUCGAAUGCGUGUCAUGUGUACGCUACACGCAAGACCGCUCGACUCAAAGCGAACAGAGGAUACACGGCUACAUUCACGCUUCAGGAGACUCAAAGCUGGUGGUCUGCGAACGUGGUGAUCAUCGGGGAUGACUUGCAAGUGAGCGACAGCUCUGCGUCCGACUCGGAUUCGCUGUUUGGAGAGGCACCAAGUGGUCAGGACAGCGAGGAGUACGAGGUGGAGUUCGCAGAGGCAUCGCUGGGUCUCGUCGCCAAGCAGAGUGGACGAUCGGUGAUCGUACGGGAGUGCGUACCGUCCAGUGCAGCUGAAGCUUCAGGACGCAUCGCUGCGGGUGACUGCAUCCUAGCCGUGAACGGAGUGAGUGUAGCCAACACGUCUCAGUUUAAGACACUGGUGAGCAAAGCACCAAGGCCGGUCGUUCUGCGGUUCCGACGCAGCUCUAAUGCAGCGUACGAUCUCUUCGGCGAGCGCUAA